Messenger RNA from Eucalyptus grandis, 3942 nucleotides. Its product is annotated as tyrosine-specific transport protein. Gene Ontology annotation, biological process: amino acid transmembrane transport. Lineage: Eukaryota; Viridiplantae; Streptophyta; Magnoliopsida; Myrtales; Myrtaceae. The transcript has 2 exons. Bases 120 to 1724 code for a protein of 534 amino acids. The record is from RefSeq and is a predicted model, not a curated record.
CCAAAGAAAGAUCCAUGCUUCUUUAGAAUCUUGGGCAAAGUCCCCCAACUGAUUCUUCUCUGCGAAAGGGGAACCUUAAUUGAUCAGAAGGCAGACACCCAAGUUCUUGGUUUCAGAAAAUGCCUCCCUCACUUUCAUACAGACUCACAAACUCAGUGACAGCAUCAAGAUUCAACUUCCCCAGACACAACAUCAAUCACCCUCGCAAUACCGCCGCCAAUCUCCCCAUUCUCUUCAACCCCGACAAAACCCCACUUCACAAUCCCACUCCAUCGUUGACCAAAAACCCAAUCUUUACUUCAAAAACCCAGAAACUUACUUCAGUCCCCAACUGCGCAGACCCUAGCGAGUCUCUGCAUCUUUCACAACCUUCAGGAACUCAAGAACAGACCCAGAAGAAGAGCUUUUGGGGAGCUGUCAGCUUGAUCGUGGGGACGGCAGUGGGACCAGGAAUGCUGGGCCUCCCUGCGCUCACCAUCAAAUCAGGUCCUUUCCCUUCAACCAUUGCCAUUCUCUUGGCAUGGGUUUAUGUUGUGUCCUCCAUAGUACUUGUUGCAGAGCUCACUUUUGCAGCCAUGGAGGAAGAUGGGGUUGGGGAGGUGAGCUUCACUGGCCUUGCUACUAAGGCCUUGGGGAACGGAUUUGGGGCUCUUGUGGCCAUUGUGUAUGCUUCUCUGAGCUUUUCUCUGUUGGUGGCAUGUGUUUCUGGGAUUGGUUCCAUUGUCUCACAGUGGUUCCCAUGUGUGGAUGUUGCACUGGCCUUUGGGUUGUUUCCUUUGGCUGUUGGGGUUGUCAUCAGGUUCUUCCCCUUUUAUGCAAUAGAUGCUGCAAAUAGGCUCUUGUGCUUUGUUAUGCUUAUAUCUAUAAGUGCACUAGUGGGGAUUGGUUUGUCUGUGGCUAGGAGUAAUGUGGUUGCUUCCUUUUCUCAUGCCUCUUGGAGCGUGUCAUCAAUUUUGCCAGCCAUACCAGUCAUGGUACUGACGCUGGGGUUCCAUGUGAUCACCCCUUUCAUUUGCAAGAUUGCUGGAAAUUCGGUGCACGAUGCUAGGAAAGCUAUUCUAAUUGGUGGGUUCAUUCCAUUAAUUAUGGUUUUUUCAUGGAAUUUGAUUGUUCUGGGGCUUUCUGGGACUAAUCCUGGAGCUUCACCUGGAGAUCCCAUAUCCCUUUUACUCUCUGUCAAGUCCUCCGCUCUAGCAGCGGUUCAAGGUUUCGCCUUUUCUGCUCUUGCUACUAGCCUGAUAGGCUAUGCUGUAAGUUUCCCAAAACAGCUCGUUGAUACCUUAGACUUGAUUUUCCAGAAGAACAACGGAGGGAAAAAUUCGAGUCCUGCUCCGAUGAUCUGUGAUGGAAAUGGAGCUGGCAGAGUUGGUUCUCUAGGUUAUUUGAGGUUGGAUUGUGUUGGUCAUCCUGGAAUCAUCUUAUUUAGUAGAUUACAACAUUCAUCAGCUCCAGAAAAUUAUGCAACAUCGAGCAAAAGGGCAUUUGAUUCCAUUGAAGUUCUUGUAGUGCCAGUGGUACUUGGUGCUUCGGUUCUUAUAGCGUCCUUCUUUCGCUCAACUUUUUCUAGAGCACUCGAUUUUGCUGGGGUAUAUGCUAACUGUUUCCUAUUUGGCAUCCUUCCUCCAUUGAUGGCAUACAUUCAGCAAUCCAGGAAGAAGCUCAGGUGCGAAACAUGGUUCACCCAGCACAUUCAUUUUCUGCAUUGCAACCUCUGUUUUGAGUAGUUACCAAUGUUGCUGAUCUCAUCCUUUGGAAAAGCUACAAGUACGACGGAUAAUUAGAUGUAUAUAUUUGGUUGGAGGUAAACAUCAAGGAUGUUCAAAAAUAUUCUCUGUAGUCUAACUAAUGAAAAUGGCAGUGCACUAAGUUAGCCGAGAGUCUUAUUGGCGGGCUCUUUAGAGGUUGGCAGAUGGAGACCAAUAAAUCACUAGUUCUGUAUGUUGCUUGGACAUUGCUGGACCGAUUGAUUAAUCUGGUUAUACUUUCAGUUUUUUCAAAUCAAUAAAAUAAUGAGAUGGACAUUAGUGAGAGCUGCCAAGUUGCAGAGAUGAAAAUUUUUGUGUAUUUCUGAUUAAAGCGCAAGACAAAACUCUUUAACGAGCUCCUGAUUGAGUCAUAAUCUCUCAUAUCUCUCUGCAUAUGCAUCAUGAGGCAACAGGAAGAUUCUACUGACAUUCUGUAUCUAAAGAAUAUGAUUCUCAAUAUGUUUUGCUUGUAUAGUAAUUUACUCAUAUCCAGAUUAUAUGGGAACUGCUUCAUCCUUUCCAAGCAAGUUUAUGGGUGGUGAAGGUAUAUGAUUAUUAAUAUGGUUUGGUUCUUCUUUGUUGAACUUGGUUUGAACCAAUGAUGUAUACAUAAACAUUCUUGGAGAAGUAUACAAAAUGCUUUCAACAAAAGAAUGUGCCUCUCACUUCUCACCACUGUACAUGUCAUCAUGCUAUCCUUUUACAGAUGGACAAAUUAUAUCUGAAAACAAGCUUUGCAUUUUGCAGGCCAGAGAUUCUACCAGGAGGAAAUGUUACUCUUCUGUUACUCUUUAGUGUUGCUGUUGCUUUAGGAAUUUGGCAUUAAGCACAUCUAGUAAUGACGAAUGAGCACCUUAAAACAAGUCAAGGCUCGCAUUGCCUAUUUCUGGUACAUUUUCUUUUGCGGUUCAGAUCUCUUGAGAGGAUCAUUGUUGCUUUCUUUUGGCUAGAUAGGAACUGCACGAGGGAGAUGUAUGUGCAUUUUUAGUUCAAUUGGUCAACAUUGUGGACCCCUUAAUUUAGUCAGAUAAUUUGAAUGGGAAUAAUCAUCUCUUGACUCCUGGUCAUUGACUUACAAAUUUUCUUGAUUCUAUAAGAAAACUAGUUGGAGCUUUUGGUUAAAAUUAUAAAUUUGGACUUUCACAUUUGGAUGAAUCAUAAAGAUGUAGUAGGUACUUGAUCCAAAAGAGUAUAUAUAAAUAAUGCUAGAGAACAAACUGAAUGUGAAGUUUCAUGGAAAAUGGCUGGCAAAUAAAAUUGAUUUUGUAAACUAGUACCUCAGAGCAUUUGCUAAGUAACAAAGUAAGGCCGAUCAAGCUAUUUCUAAUUCAGUAUGUUGAAGAAAUGGUCCGAGUCUGAAGAUAGGACACUCCCUAAUGCGACUCUGAUUAUAUAUGUCGAUCGCAUCAAGGGAAAUAAGAACUGAGAUGAGAUACUUGUCUCCUUCGAGACGCCGAGCAUCUCAUCUUCAUCUCUUAGCCUUUGCUGAAGUGCCCUUGAAUCUCUCCAGAGAAAGACUUGACACUGUAAUGGAAGAUCAUGAGGCAUUGAGGCCGGAAAAUGGGAGGCUGGAUUCAUCUCAGUGUAUUGUUCUUCUGUACUCAUAAGUUACCCUUUGCUGUUGUAUGCACCAGCACAAAUGUAAGUAUCGCAGGCAAUGGAUAACACUUCUGAGGAACUAGAUCAGAGCUUAGUGAUCUGUUGGCAAAGAGUAGCAGAAAUUUUUUGUACAAGAAAAAUAAAAAAAGUCGAGAGGCCUUUUAUUUUUUACCUUUUGACUGAAUGAGAUGGUAUUUUUUCCAAAAAUCCGUGCCGUCCUUAGUUAUGUCGAUAGUCACGGGUAACGACCCUUCCGAUAGUGCAGCAGCAGGGACCCACCACUGCAGCCGGGAUCCUCGAAGACGGGAUCAAAAUCGGCACGCAAGUGCGGAUCUGCGCGUCGUCCCACCCUGCCAGGUUUGUCAUUUCAAUUUCCUUAUGUAAAUGGAAGACAUUUAUAGUUGGAUGACAAUGAAAUGUCCCCAUCAUGCUACUAAUGUUCCUAACUGCGCAUCACCUAUUUCUGGUAGAUUUUCUUUUGCUGUUUAGAUCUCUUGAGAGAAUUAUUGUUGCCUUCUUUUGGCCAGAUAGGAACUGCGUGAAGGAGAAGUAUGUACAGAUCUUUGAAUGGAAUUAACCAUGUAUUGACUUCUGGUCA